AUGUCGAUGAGACGUCCGCUCCCGGAUAAAUUUUCGUGUGGUGCGAAACUCGAUAAGAGAUUUGUGGCUGGUGAACGUGUUUACAAGUUCGAUAAUGUUAGUAGUGUUUUGCUGUUUCGCCUUCGGAUUAAUAAUCCUUGUGAUUAUUCAUUUCACUCGUCCUAG
Molecule: messenger RNA, 165 nt
Organism: Anisakis simplex (herring worm)
Lineage: Eukaryota; Metazoa; Nematoda; Chromadorea; Rhabditida; Anisakidae
Source: the annotation of a GenBank genome assembly